UUGUAGUGUUCCUAUGCAAAGAGACAUUGCAUUAACAUUACUGAGAUUUUCGAUAAAUCUGAAUCUGAAUCAGUUAGCCCUUUUGGAUUUUUGUUAAUAUUUGAUUCCUUCUGUCUCCCGAACUCCCCAAUAUAUAUUGAACCAAUCUCAGUGGAAGGAAGGUAUAUCCAAAGACUCGAUUGUAAAGAGUCAACCUCAAACAAAGCCUUAUAGCCUUUCUCUUCUAUGAGAAAAUGACAUUCACUCCCUUUAGCCCAAAAUCUCAUCACCAAUCUCGCUCAAAGAGCCUUCCCUGCAGACAACACCCUCUUAUUCUACAAUGCAAUCAACACUUGGGAAGUUUAGAGGCUUCGCCUUCUGAUAAUUCAACUUCCUCUUCGUCGUCAUUGUUCAGGCACAAACUAACUGGCUUGCAGACUUUGCAUGAUUGCAUCGAAAAGCUGGUUCGACUGCCUCUUACUCAAGAGGUACUAGUCCAAGAGCGUCAAGAGAAGUGGGUAGAUGAGCUUUUGGACGGAUCGUUAAGGCUCCUAGAUGUAUGUACUGUAGCAAAGGAUUCUCUACUUCACAUGAAGGAAUGCGCACGUGAACUUCAAUCAAUUAUGAGAAGAAAGAGGGGAGGGGAAAUGGAGGUGGCAGCUGAGGUCAGAAAAUUUUUGGCCUCUAGGAAAGUAAUAAAGAAGGCAAUCCUAAAAGCAUUGGAGAAUUUGCAGGCAACUGUGAAGAAAGCAAAAUUCCCUCCAAGCAACAAGGACAACCCGACCGUGACCUUGGCUAGCUUGUUCAAAGAUGUGCAAGUGAUCACUCUUUCCAUAUUGGAGUCACUGCUGAACUUCAUCUCUGGACCAGCACAAUCCAAACCUAGCAAAUGGUCUUUGGUUUCCAAACUAAUGCAUAACAAAAAGGUUACUACUACCACACAAGAAUCAGAUCCGAAUGAGUUUUCCAAUGUAGAUGCUGCAUUGCAAUCGUUUGUGUUUCACAUGACAAGAAAGGCAGACAGUAUCAGUCAUUUGCAGAACCAACUGGAAGAUCUAGAGUCAGUCAUUCAGGGCUUUGUGGAAGGACUUGAAACUCUUUUUAAACGUUUUAUCAAAAUUAGAGUUUCCCUUCUUAACAUCCUCAAUCACUAAUUGUACAUUGGUGGGAAUGUUUUUGUAAUUAUGUCAAUGAAAUUGGCUUCUAAUAUUCAGUUUUAGAUGAACUUCUUUCUCUA
Molecule: messenger RNA, 1216 nt
Organism: Glycine soja
Lineage: Eukaryota; Viridiplantae; Streptophyta; Magnoliopsida; Fabales; Fabaceae
Exons: 1
Coding region: 234-1133 (299 amino acids)
Biological process (GO): shoot system development; root development
Source: RefSeq, a predicted model, not a curated record